AUGAGUAGAGUGCCGAAGGUUUUCGGCAAAACCUAUGCCACUCCCAGGCGACCGUUUGAAAAAGAACGGUUGGAUCAAGAGUUGAAGCUCAUUGGCGAAUACGGUUUGCGAAACAAACGCGAAGUGUGGCGUGUGAAGUACGCUCUGGCGAAGAUUCGGAAGGCUGCUAGAGAACUGCUAACCCUGGAUGAUAAGGAUCCCCGAAGGUUAUUCGGAGAGGAUUUCUUAGAAAGGCGGUUGCAAACUCAGGUUUUCAAAUUGGGUUUGGCUAAGAGUAUUCACCACGCACGAGUUUUAAUUCGUCAACGUCACAUCCGCGUACGGAAACAGAUGGUCAACUGCCCUGGUUUCAUGGUCCGCUUGGAUUCGGGCAAACACAUUAACUUCAGUGUGACGUCUCCUCAUGGCGGUGGCCGUCCAGGACGUGUCAAGAGGAAGAAGGAACGCAAGGCGCAAUCCGAAGGCGACAAUGCCAGCGAAGAAGAGUAA
Molecule: messenger RNA, 489 nt
Organism: Echinostoma caproni
Lineage: Eukaryota; Metazoa; Platyhelminthes; Trematoda; Plagiorchiida; Echinostomatidae
Source: the annotation of a GenBank genome assembly